CUACCAUACAAACAAAACGGAAAUAUUCAAAUGUCAUGCAUCAUAGCGCACGCCUUUGUAAUGUCAACAUUAGGCUACAGUUGUUGGAUACAAUAACUUUGACGUCAGUGAGAUGUUUGGAAUAGGCUAGUGGAAAGUAAACCUGAUCUAUCUUCUGUUGAAUACAAGCAAAUGUGUUUUCUAUGCAUCUCUCUUAGUGUAGGCUAUUUAAAUAACUGCAUCGGUAAUUACUAAUUGACAUUUGUGCGUCUUCUUUGGUGGUAUCAGAUUCCCCGCUGUCGCCUUCCAUCAAUUUUGUUUCCUAGUCUGUCCGGAGAGAAAGCCCUUAGAUGACGUCACGAUCUCCCCACAAGAUAAGCCAGAAAUUUAGUCCCGCGCAGGGAAUGAUUUACGGUAUAAAAAGACACAGCGACAGAGACGGUUUCUCACCGGAGAGGAACAGUAAUUACAGGGGGCAGGGGAAAGUUUGACAACCUUGCUCUUGGCUGGUCUCAAGUCUGCAUUCUACUACACUACUUCUCUGCAGAGGGCAGUUGUAUGCACCCAAAGUUACACCGUGGCGCAAGUGAGGAUCCACCCAAAUUUACUUUCCAAGUCAUUAAUGAGAGUUUGUAACAACAACCGGUUGGGGAAGAAGACCGACGGCCAAAAUGUGCAAGAAAAGGUGAACUUACAAGAUUCAAGAGUGGACGCGCCACCCGCGAAUCGGAAAAUGGGCAUGCUUAGCGUGGACCUGUUAGUGACUUUGCAGAUCCUGCCGGGGUUCUUUUCAAACUGUCUGUUCUUCGUACUCUACGACUCGGUGGUGCUGGUGAAACGUGUGGUAUCACUUCUGAGUUUUUCGGGGUCGGCGCCCGUGGGCGAGUGGCAGCGCAUGUUAACCUCAGCCGGCGUGCGCUCAAUAUGGAACAGCUUUCUCCUGGAUGCCUACAAACAGGUCAAGCUCGGCAGCGAGGCACCCAACUCCAAGGUAGUGAAGGUCAACGGUCUGAGCAGCCGAUGUCGCAGCCCCACCAGCGACCCCCAGGACGUGUGCCGCCUCCUCGACUUCGAGUCGUCCGACCGCCCUUUAGUGGUCAACUUUGGCUCGGCCACCUGACCCCCCUUCAUUAGCCAACUGCCCAUUUUCCGGCGGUUGGUUGAAGAGUUCUCCGAUGUGGCGGACUUCCUCCUGGUCUACAUCGACGAGGCACACCCCUCCGAUGGCUGGGCCGCCCCUCCCAUGUCCCCCUGCUCGUUUGAAGUGAGGAAGCACCGCAGCCUGGAGGAACGCGUCCUGGCUGCCAAGCAGCUCCUCGACCAGUUUUCCCUGCCCCCGCAGUGCCAGCUCGUAGCCGACUGCAUGGACAACAACGCCAACGUGGCCUACGGCGUGUCGUACGAGAGGGUGUGCAUCGUCCAGAAGAAAAAAAUAGCCUACCUGGGAGGAAAGGGUCCCUUUUUCUACAACCUGAAAGAAGUCAGGCACUGGCUUGAACAAAGUUAUGGGAAGCGAUAAUUUCCAGCCAUGAGAGAGAGAGUGAAAGAGAGAGUGAGAGAGUUGCAGAUCUCCUUCCUUAAAAAGAGAGAGUAAUUUAUUUUUGUACAGUGGUGAAAACAAGGAAGGUGUAAUGCACUCAGAGCUGCGUGGUGACCUUAGUGAAGCCAAGUUUAACGUAACAUCCUGCAACCACCAACAGUUCAUCAGAAGAAAACAGACACUCUCCACAACCUUCAAAUGACAUGGAUUGUGUUGUAAAUGGACAAAGUCCAAGCUGGACAUAGCAAACUCAAAGCGUACUCCUAAUGCACUAUCGAUAACUAUACAACAUAACAUUCACUAUUAAUGUCUUUCAAAAUAUUUCUAGUCAAAAUCUCAACGCUACAGAAUGCCACACAAAUUACCCUUUGAAAAGAAAAACCAAAUUGCUGAACAGAGAAAAAGCACAACUACCCAGCUUUUAUACAAAAAAAGAGAUAAAUUAAUUUAUUUUAUUGAGUUGUAAUGUUUGUUGUUUUUACUCCAUUGUAAUAUAUGCCCAAUUUGUAUGUGUAUGCACUUGCAAAGCUUUUGUUGAAGGUGACAAUCUGUUAGGUAUAUUUUGCGUUCAGAUGUACUCGUGCGGAUGUCUCCAGCUUUGAUGACUGUUACUCCAGUGCUCUUCUCCAUUGUCUCUUGCCAGCACAUACUAGUAUAAUCACCAGACACACCACGCCUGAUAUUCUAAACAAUGCUUAAAGCGCUAGCUCCAACACUAGACAGUUAUCUAUCUCACUGGCAGAAAACUUGCUUCACUCACUCAUUUAUUCAGUUAUUCAUUCAUUCAUUCAUUCAUUCAUUCAGUUAUUCAUUCUUUUGAUCAUAGUUUCGUUUAAAGGCUAAGUAGCUGCAAUGCAUAGCUGCUGGAAUUCAGAGAGGAUGGUGGUCAGUGUUGGUGAUGAAGGGGUGAGGUGCAUGAACAUGGGUCGUUGGAUAGGGAAACGCUUGUUUAUGAAUCUCGGACACACAGACACAUCCUCGGAAGUUCUGAGUAGUCUGGUGGUGUUGGAAUACUGCACGUAGGAUGCAGGAGAAUUGGAAUCAACUUGUACCAGGAAGUUUGACAAAAAUAAAGUGUACGAGUAAGUCAUGUGAUUGACUUUAAUGGUCCAAAAUCACUUCCAUGGUCAUUAGUCCAUCUGACAGGAUGCAGGAACUGGUUUGGUGUCUAGACGGACUUGGUGUACGUAUGAAAAUCACUGACGAAAGGGUUUUUGAGCCCUGUCUCUGGUUGGAUGAAAAAUGACAUCGAUCUGACUAGACGCAAAACUACAUGCCUGUUGAAGAGUUCAUAACCACUGUCUCAUCUCCAUGUCCAUCUCUGCCGUACGGGGUCAGGGGCAUUCCAAAUGUUUCUCUUUUUUUCCAUUUCCAUGUAGUGCUGCUUUUUACGACUGAGAAAAAAAGGAGAGGCAACAAAUAAAGUUGAUACUGUGCUGCUGAA
Molecule: messenger RNA, 2963 nt
Organism: Alosa sapidissima (American shad)
Lineage: Eukaryota; Metazoa; Chordata; Actinopteri; Clupeiformes; Clupeidae
Gene: dio2
Product: iodothyronine deiodinase 2
Exons: 2
Molecular function (GO): thyroxine 5'-deiodinase activity
Source: RefSeq, a predicted model, not a curated record